Messenger RNA from Diorhabda sublineata, 2091 nucleotides. RefSeq lists its product as uncharacterized. NCBI's taxonomy places the organism in Eukaryota, Metazoa, Arthropoda, Insecta, Coleoptera, Chrysomelidae. The transcript is spliced from 3 exons. The record is from RefSeq and is a predicted model, not a curated record. The coding region runs from base 637 to 1866 and encodes 409 amino acids.
AAACGUGCAAUAUAAAAACCUAUCUUCUAAACCAUAAAACUUAUCGAGUUUAACAAAGCAUAUAUUAUUGUUAAAAAAUCGAUCGAAAAAUUAAUUUUUACUAUCUUUAGAUUGUACAGGUUGUCCUUGUGAAAGUUACUGAUUGUUAACCAUUGAUAUGAACCACGUUUAGCCUUUAAAUUUUAAUUAUCUACUCUACUAUAUAAAAAUUGAUUUUCGCUAAAAACCUCAUCUUUUAUAACAUUAUUUAUCAAUUAUUACCAACAAUAUAAAAAGAAUAUAUGAGGUAAAUUAUUUAGUUUGUAUAAAAUGUGGUUGAAAACACCUUUCGUCAAUUUCUGCGGUUCUCAAAUCAAAUUAAAGAUUAGAUAAUGUACAAAAUUAGUCGAUAAAAGUUAUAACAUUAAAAAUAAAUAUUAUUAUUGGGAGAUUUCGAAGAUAAAACGAUGAAGGUCACUUAUUAUAUUUCCCAUGGCGUUCAUCACAGCAAGUAGUUGCAUUCAGUCAGUCCACUUGGCAACAAUCUCCUGCCAAUUAAUAAAAAUAGUAACGCUAGGAAGUUUCAUUUUUAAAUAAGUACCAAGUAGAUAAAGUUUGUUUUGAUACAAACAGAAACUUAAAUCCUUAUUUAUCACCAUGGCAUCUGUAGAUCUAGUAACUAAUUGGUUGAAGCCGUUCCUGGAUGAAAAUAUAGAAGAUUACGAAGUUAUAGUAGACGGUAAUAAUUCAAAAGACAGCGGAUAUUUGAGCGGAAUUAUCUACGUAACAUUGAAAAAUCUAAAAAACUCUAAAACUAGUAAAAAAAUAGAACUAGUAAUAAAAAAAGGAUGCGAUUUGGAAGCUGUCAGGAGUUCCCUGGCGAUCAGGGAUUUUUUUAUAACCGAAAACUUCAUGUACGAAACUGUUUUUUCGACGUUCAAUAAAUUUCAAAUGAAAAAAGGAAUCGAGUUGUUUAACUCGUUUCCGAAGUACUACGGCCACGUUUUGCUUAAAAACAGCGAAGUUAUUAUUUUUGAAAAUUUGAAAUCGAAAGGUUACAAGCUCUACAAUCGAUUGAAAGGUAUGGAUAUCGAUCAUUGUAAAAUUGUAUUAAAAGCUUACGCCGAACUCCAUUCGCUGUCGUUCGCUUUAAGAGAUCAGGAUAAUGAAACUUACGAAAGCUUGACGAAAAAUUUCGUGGACGUUUUUAAAAAUUGGUUAUUGGUUCCUUCUAUUGAGAAUUAUAUGCAUGAUCAGUUGAAUACUUUUUUGGAAACUUUGGAAAUACACGGGGAUCAAACUUUGUAUAAUUUAGUGAAGGAAGAGAUGAAAGAUAUUUUAAAAAAAGCAUUGGAUGUACUCAAUAGUGAAGAAAAACAAGUUGCUUUCCUACACGGGGAUAACUGGAAUAAUAAUUAUUUGUUUCAGUAUGAGGAAAAUAACAACUCCCCAAAAGCAGUAGCAAUCCUAGACUGGCAACUAGCAGCUAUAAGAUCACCUCUCUUCGACGUAGGUAAAUUUUUAUUCAGCGUUUGUUCCAAAGAAGAACUAGAUCAGUUGAAAGAGCUAUUGAAUUAUUAUUACAGUAUAAUGUCACAAUCAUUGAUAAAACUUGGCAGCGAUCCAGAGAAAAUUUUCAGUUACGCCGAUUUUAAGCGACAUUGGAAAAGUUACGCUUGGUUCGGUUUUGUUGGGGGUAUAAUGAUGAUGAAAUUGACUAUGCUCGAUGAAGAAGAAGCGCCUUCCGUCGAACAAUUAGACGAAGGUAAAGAUUAUAACGAAAUAUUCAAUUUGAAACUCAGCGGGAAACAGUUGUACUAUCAACGCGCUAAGGAUAUUUCGUCGGCUUAUUUCAAAUUUAAAAAAACGGAAAAUUUCCUCGAUUAAUCGAUCUGUGAUUCGAUGAAACGCUGUGAACAUUCCGGACAUUUUUCGGUAUCAAAUGUAAUUUCAUGAGAAUUAUCGUGUACAAAUAAUUGAAAGUAUUAUUAUUUGAAAUUUGAUUGUUUACUUUUUUUAGUUAUUAUAUAGAUAAAUGUGUAUAGUGUUAAUGUAGAUGUUUUUUUAAAUUAAAUAUACUUUUUGUUUAUUUAUUAUUCAUUUUGAAAAAAA